AAGUCGUGCAAGGCAUUUACCAAAGCCAGGAAAACUCAGGGCAAAUGCAUCCAGCUCCAGCACUUUUUUCUCCUGCCUUAAAGACCAGAAUGGACUGCUCAAUGGAUUUGCAGUGGCGGCCCCUUUAAGGGGGAGGGGCCUAGUGUGUGGCAACGUGGUUGCCCGGAGACGGACCUAGUUCCGGGACCGCGCCACUUCUGGGUCUACCGCACCCUGGGCGUCUGAGCAGUGAGCACCCGAGGGACCCCUGCGUACCGUGAUAGUAUAAAACUCAUCAGGCUUUAAAACAGCUAUCAACUGAAGGACCCAUUGGAUAUUUAUAUAUAAACUCUAGGACUUCCAAAGGCAAUGGUGAAAGAAAAGAAAAAAGCAGACAAAAAAGGAGAUAAGUCAGCCCAUUCUCCCUCUUCUGGCUCAGAGUUUCCAGAGUUUUCCAAGCAAGAUGGCAGUGCUCUUAGGCAAGAACCGCCCCCAAGUGGCAUACAGGCACUGGAAUUGCCACAUAAGGAACCAUUACCCAAAAGAGAGUCUAAAGCUCUUCAACAGAGUGAAGAUGCCACUCAGUAUGAAGAACCCAUUCUGACCAAACUCAUAGUGGAAAGCUAUGAAGGAGAGAAAGUCCGAGGACUGUACGAAGGAGAAGGCUCUGCAGUCUUUCAAGGUGGUUGUACCUACCAUGGUAUGUUUUCAGAAGGAUUCAUGCAUGGACAAGGGACUUACAUUUGGGCUGACGGAUUGAAGUAUGAGGGGGAUUUUGUGAAGAACAUUCCUAUGAACCAUGGCGUGUACACUUGGCCAGAUGGCAGCAUGUAUGAAGGGGAAGUGGUGAAUGGCAUGAGGAACGGAUUUGGGAUGUUCAAGUGCAGCACACAGCCUGUGUCCUACGUCGGCCACUGGUGCCAAGGCAAGAGACACGGGAAGGGCUCCAUUUAUUACAAUCAGGAGGGUACCUCUUGGUACGAGGGAGAUUGGGUCUACAACAUCAAAAAGGGCUGGGGAAUAAGAUGUUACAAAUCUGGAAACAUAUAUGAAGGCCAGUGGGAAGACAAUAUGCGCCACGGGGAAGGCAAGAUGAGAUGGCUGACAACAAAUGAGGAGUAUACCGGCUCCUGGGAGAGGGGAGUCCAGAAUGGCUUUGGAACACACACAUGGUUUCUCAAGAGAAUCCCCAACUCCCAGUAUCCUUUAAGAAAUGAAUACAUAGGAGAGUUUGUGAACGGAUGUCGUCAUGGACAUGGAAAGUUUUACUACGCCAGUGGAGCCAUGUAUGCGGGAGAAUGGGUUUCCAAUAAAAAACACGGCAUGGGUCGAUUGACUUUCAAGAAUGGGCGUGUGUAUGAAGGCCCGUUUUUCAAUGACCACAUAGCACAGUUUCCAGAUCUUGAAGUUGAAUUUAUAAGUUACCUGGACCUGCCCAUAGAUGAUGCCCAAAUAGACAGGCAACGCAAAUCUUCUGAUAGUGCUGAAAUUAUCAGAAAGCUUGAUGGCAGUAAAAGUCGUUCUGUGUUAGGAUCAGGCAUUGAACUGGACCUAAAUUUGCUGCUGAACAUGUAUCCUAAGGAAAACCAAGCAGAAGAAAAAAAGCAGGUAGAAUUCGCUGUCUUAAGAAACAUUACAGAAUUAAGAAGAAUCUAUAGCUUCUACAGUAGCCUAGGAUGUGAUCACUCUCUGGAUAAUACAUUUCUGAUGACAAAGCUUCACUUCUGGAGAUUUCUAAAAGAUUGCAAAUUUCAUCACCACAAUAUAACUCUUGCUGAUAUGGACAGGAUAUUAAGUGCCAACAGUGAUAUACCAGUUGAAGAAAUUCAUUCUCCAUUUAGAACAAUACUUUUGAGAACAUUCUUGAACUAUCUGCUGCGCUUGGCUUACCACAUUUAUCACAAAGACUUUCAAAGCAGAAGUCCGUCGCUCUUUUUGUGUUUCACAAAACUGAUGACUGAGAAUAUCCAUCCAAAUGCCUGCCAAGUAAAAGGCACUUUGUUCAGUGAGCAACAGAGGACACUCUACUCAAUGAAUUACAUUGAUAAGUGCUGGGAGAUUUACAUAGCUUAUUGCAGACCAAAUGCAGCUCCACCCAAUGAGCUUACAAUGAAGAUGAGACACUUCCUCUGGAUGUUGAGAGACUUUAGGAUGAUAAAUAAAGAAUUAACUGCAACCAGAUUUGUGGCAGUAAUAGCAGAGGACAAUCCUUUCAUACAUGAUGGGGUCGACAGCAACUUAGAACUUGAGCUGGUUUUCCUGGAAUUCUUUGAAGCUCUCUUAUGCUUUGCAGUCAGCUAUGUUCCUGACCAAAUGAAUAAAUCCUGUUUACAUGCUCAAUAUGAUGAUCUGUUUGGAAACAAAAUUGGAAGUAUUCAAAUGGUAAUGAGUCAGAGCAUCCACAACAGGAGUCCAAGUGUAGUCACGAGCCACGAGUCUGAUGUCGUUACCUUUAGCAACACCAAGUCAUCUUCAAGCAAGUUAGGAUUCUUCCCUGAUAUGAGAAUAAGGAAAUCAGAGCCCAAGAUCAAGAAGUCUCUAAGUGAUGACAAAUGUUCCAAAAUGAAUUUUAAACCUUCAGGAAAAGGGCUGGCCUUCUUAUCCCAGAAUGGGCCUGGAAUACAUAUAGAAGCAGUGAUAGAUGUCAAAGAAGAUAAUGGAUUGCCACACAUUGAUGAAGAAGAUGAUGCUCUUAGUAAAGGACCAGAGAAAAAUGAAAAACCCAAGAAUGACCAGAAGGAGAAGCUCAACACGUGGGUCAAUAACAUGUACGUCUUCUUUGUGAAUACGCUCUUCCAGGCGUACAAGCACGAGGAGCUGCUCAAGGAAAAAGUAAAGGAAAACCGGUUGCGGGAUGCAGCCAUGGCUCAACAGAAGAAGAUGGAGAGUGAAGAGCUAGAAGCAAGGCUGAAUAUCUUAAGGAAGGAAGAGGCCAAGAAACAAGAUACUGAGAUGGACAUCCCUGUGAUCAAGGAGCCAGGGGACGCCCUGUCCUCAGUCCUCACACAAAGCCCUCCCAAAGAGGAUACAGCUAUGUCCCAGGCCAGCAAGUCCACCCCGAGUAAGAAGAAGAGAAAGUAAAGGCACGUACUGUUGAGGGUAGACUGCAAGGACACAGAGCAGCUCAGGACAGCAGGAACUGUGAUAAAUGUCCUGCACAAUAAAGUUGUUUGCAGUUUA
This is a messenger RNA of Marmota flaviventris (yellow-bellied marmot), 3159 nucleotides long. It is a transcript of the gene Rsph10b, whose product is annotated as radial spoke head 10 homolog B. NCBI's taxonomy places the organism in Eukaryota, Metazoa, Chordata, Mammalia, Rodentia, Sciuridae. The record is from RefSeq and is a predicted model, not a curated record.